Molecule: messenger RNA, 2709 nt
Organism: Castor canadensis (American beaver)
Lineage: Eukaryota; Metazoa; Chordata; Mammalia; Rodentia; Castoridae
Gene: Prrt4
Product: proline rich transmembrane protein 4
Source: RefSeq, a predicted model, not a curated record
AUGGCAGGGCAUGGCUGCCUGGGGCUAGGGCUGCUCUGCUGGGUCCUGCUUGCUGUUCCUGUGGGCCCCCAGCCUGCCUCCUCUACCCCAGGUGCCUCUCUCACCACUUUGACCCCACCACCACAGAGUGAGGCCUCUAUGCUGUCUCUCAACCUGGGACUAAACUUCAAAUUCCAUCUUCGGGGACCUGCUGCUGUCUGGGGGAGCCCUGUGACAGAGACUCAGCCUCUCUCUCCUGGUCCAGGCCAGGAGUCAGGGGAGGAGGUGGCAAGUAGGCUGAGGACUGACCCCCUUUGGGAACUGCUGGUGGGCUCUCUGGGAAACUCCUCCUCAGAGUGGGGCUCUGCUGAAGGCAGCUCUACACCCUGGGCCCCUUCCUGGUUUCCUGAAUCCACAUCGCCCCAUUCUGGGCCCACCAACAAGCCCACUGCUCCCUAUCAGCCCAGGAUGGGGACCAUGACCUGGGCCACUGCUCUUAUGGCCACAGCACCUCCAUCUAGUAUUCCCAGGCCCCAGCAGAGUGAGCUGGAGCUGAAGUUUGAUGUGGCAUUGAGGGCAGGUGCAGCCCCCACACUCGGGCAUCGAACAAUACCCCUCCUGCCCAGUCUGCGGGCCAGCCUGGCAGAGAUUGCUGGACGCCUGGGACCCUUUGGGUUCUUUGGCACUACUCUGUCCCCACUCCAGAACUUCUCAGGCCUGAGUCCCCCAGGCACAACAACACCCCCAAACUCUGCCACCAGAAUGUCAGAUUCUCCAGGGUUCUUUAGCACCACUCUGUCACCACCCCCAUCUUUUGUGGAGAGGAAGCUCUCAAGCCCAAGCCUGCCGGACCCAGCUACUUCCCUAAGCUCAGCUACAACUGAGACAACACAGAUGCAACAUGACUCCACCAUCCCCACCUCUGGUCCAGAUGAGCCCUCUCUUGACAGCCUUGGAAACCCUUCAGCACAGCCCGAAUGUGAGCCAGAGCCCUGCAACAAGGGAGGGAUGCCCGACCGCGAGGGGCAGCCUCCUGCCUCCCCACUGCCCCUUUUCUUCUUGACCCUGGAGGCCGACUGGGCAGAGGCCAGGGCUCGAUGGGGGCUGGCCUGGGAGGCUCACGUGUAUGGCGCAGGCGCCCUCUUCGGUCUGGUGGCCCUGCUGGCCCUGCUGGCUCUGGCCCUCUUGCCUUGGCGCUGCCCACCCGGCGCCCCCUGCCUGGCGCUUCUGGACCUGCUGCUGCUCUCGGCUGGGGCCACGCGAGCCUUUCCGCUCUUCUACGACGCCUAUGGACACCGCGAUCGGUUGCCUGCACUCGCCUGGCUGCUCCUGCAGGACCUUCCGCUGCCCUGCCUGGCCGCUGGCCUGGGACUGGCCUGCCUGUUGCUGGCCCGGCCGCGCCCACCGCGGUGCCCCGCCGGCCUGGCAGCGUUGCUGCUCCUGGGGCUGGGGCUGGCUGCCGCCGCCGCCCUGGGGAGCGCUGCCCACCGCCCGCUGCGGCCCCUACGGCUCGCCUCGCGCGGUCUCCAUGCCUUCCUCGCCACGCUCCUGUCCGGGCUUCUGCUGGCGCUUUCCUGCUGGGGGGGUCGGCGGCGGCGGGCCGGAGCGCCCCUGGGAGGGUCUGGCUUCAAGGGUGCCACCCCUGUGCCGCAGGCUCGCAGCCCUUUCGCCCCGCGGGAGUCCUGGCGGCGUGCAGCGCGCACUGCCCCGGUGGCCGGCACCUUUGGGCUGCUGAGCGGAGCCCUACAGGGCUACGAGGUGCUGCUGGCCCUGGGCUACGGCGGCCAACCUGGCCUGGAGGGGCCCUGGCCGUGGUGGGCCUUCCAGCUAGGCCUACGCCUGGGAGAGGUGGGCGUCGCGCUCCCAUUGGCCCUUCUGGGCCUCUACCCUGCGCUCUGCAGUCCCCGCGUGCCGCCGCGCUGCUGGGCCAAGCUCUUCCGCUUGUCCCCGGGCCAUGCGGCCCCGCUGCUGCCGGGAGGCUGGGUCACUGGACCCCCGGAAAAGGAGCCCCUGGGUAGCGCCAUCGCGCGUGGCGACGCGGAGCUGCUGCAGCUGUGUGCUCUAGCAGGGCCAGGCCCCGAUCUCCUACUCCAGGGCGGUGGCUGCCUGGGCUUCGAAGGCGCGUCUGCCAAACCUACCGCAUCCCCUGCCUCCUCCCCUUGCAGCGAUUGCACCGUGGACUUUCGCCCGCCGUCUCCGAUCAACCUGCGGCGCAGCAUCGAGGAGGCCCUCUGCAGCGAGGCGCUGCUGGCGCCCGGGCUCUUCCAGGGCCCCGCCUUUGGGGAAGCCCUGCCUGGGCUCAGCCUCUACCGCACCAUCUCGCUGGAAACCAAGCCAGAGAUCGGGCCCGAUGAGAGAUCGGAGGAGUCCCCAGGAUCCCCAGCGCCCCCAGAGCUCCCCUCUCCCGGGGCCUGGCCCGCGGGCAGCAGCGCUUCAUCAGGUUCCCUGUGCGGACUCUCACGGGACAGCUCGUCCAUGCUGCUAUGUUCCAGUCCCGACAGGCCCCCGCGCUGUCCACUGGUCUGCGUCCUCAGUCCCCCGCGGCCCUCAGGAAGCAGUCCCAGCCUCCCUGCCUCAGGAUCCUACCAGGCCCUGUCCCCACCCUCCCGCGACUCCCCAGAGCCUGCUCCUGAGCUGCAGACCGAGGAGGCCUUGCUGCAGGAGCAAUUUCUGGAUGCCUGCCGACAGAUUGACGAGCUGAGCACGGGCAGCGAUACCAUAGACCUGUGA